Meloidogyne enterolobii is the source of this 342-nucleotide messenger RNA. Lineage: Eukaryota; Metazoa; Nematoda; Chromadorea; Rhabditida; Meloidogynidae. The record is from the annotation of a GenBank genome assembly.
AUGUUUUUAUUUAAAAUUAUUAUUUUAAUUUUAUUAAUUCAAAGAAAAUUUUCCCAAAAAUUGGACUGUACUGAAUUCGAUGCCAAUUGUCAAUGGCUUAAUGGUGCUUUUUCGCAAUCAAAUAAUUCUACAAUAGCAUUAACAUGGUAUAGAAGUGUAACACCUAUAGAUCCUAAUCAGUUACAAAUGAUAACAGGGACAAAUAGCCCUCCAAAUGGAAGUUAUGCAAUUGUAUCCACAAUGAAUGUAGACAACCAAAAUACGACCCAAAAAGCAUUACUUAUUAGCGCUAAAGUAACUUGCCAACUUGGGAAUGGAACAAUUUCAUUCAAGUUUUGUUGA